Molecule: messenger RNA, 1166 nt
Organism: Phycodurus eques (leafy seadragon)
Lineage: Eukaryota; Metazoa; Chordata; Actinopteri; Syngnathiformes; Syngnathidae
Gene: marc1
Product: mitochondrial amidoxime reducing component 1
Exons: 7
Coding region: 17-1018 (333 amino acids)
Biological process (GO): nitrate metabolic process
Cellular component (GO): mitochondrial inner membrane
Molecular function (GO): nitrate reductase activity; molybdopterin cofactor binding; pyridoxal phosphate binding
Source: RefSeq, a predicted model, not a curated record
AGUCCGAAGUUCCAAGAUGGAGCCGAAGGAGGCCGUGAAGGCAGCGUUGUCCCACAACAACAAGUUCAAACCUCUGCUGGUCGGCGGGGCAGCCGCCGCCGCCGCCGCGGUGGUGGCUCUUGGUGUCGGAUACAAAUACUGGCGGAAGCCGGAGACGCGUGUGCGUGUGGGCGUCGUGUCGCAGCUCCUCGUCCACCCGCUCAAGUCCGGCAAGGCGGUGUCGGUGCCGCUCGCCGAGUGCCUCACGAAGGGCCUCAAGUGCGGGCAGAUGCAGGACCGUCACUGGUUGGUGGUGACGGAGGACGGCCACAUGGUGACCGGUCGGCAGGAGCCUCGUCUGGUCCUGGUGUCUUUGACGUGCGAGGGAGGUCAAGCGUGCCUGAACGGGCCCGACAUGACCGAGAUGCGUUUCCCCAUCGGGCAGCCCGACAACGCCGUCGUGGACUGCAGAGUGUUUGGCGCUGACAUUCAAGGGCGGGACUGCGGCGACGAAGCGUCCCGUUGGUUGGUCCGCUAUCUGAAGGGGGAGAAGACCUUUCGCCUGGUGCACUUUGAACCCCACAUGAGGGCCAGGAGGGCGGUGGACGCAGAACCUCUCUUCUCUCCGAACGAGGAGGUGGUGUAUCCCGACUGCGGUCCGGUCAUGCUGCUGUCCGAGGCGUCCGUCAAGCACCUGAGCGGCAAGCUGGACAAGGACUUGACUGUGGAGCGAUUCCGGCCCAACAUCGUCAUCGGCGACUGCGAGGCGUAUGACGAAGAUUCAUGGGAAGAGAUUCAGAUUGGCAGCGUACGUCUGCGGCGAGUGAUGUCAUGCGGGAGGUGCGUUUUCACCACGGUGGACCCCGAAACUGGAAUCAUCAACAGGAAAGAGCCUCUUGAAACACUUAAGAGCUACCGGCUGUGCAAGCCCGACGAGAAGCACAUCUACAAGUCGGCGCCGCUGUUUGGACAGCUGCUAAGCGUGGAAAAGACGGGCGUGAUGCAGGUGGGCGAUGACGUCUUCAAGAUCAGCCGCUGAUGGAAAAAGCACUUAAGUAAUCACGGAAGAGCACUAAAUAUAUAUAUUUUUUAAAUCACAAGAUUAUACAUUACUGUGACUACUUCAUGAAAUAUGUCUAUUAAAGUUAAAUUGUUUAAUAUAGAGGAAAAUAAACACAUUUGCAAUA